Molecule: messenger RNA, 14868 nt
Organism: Neospora caninum
Lineage: Eukaryota; Apicomplexa; Conoidasida; Eucoccidiorida; Sarcocystidae
Product: GI17927, related
Exons: 38
Coding region: 1-14868 (4955 amino acids)
Biological process (GO): microtubule-based movement
Cellular component (GO): dynein complex
Molecular function (GO): ATP hydrolysis activity; ATP binding; minus-end-directed microtubule motor activity
Source: RefSeq, a predicted model, not a curated record
AUGGCGUCUCCCCGUGGGGCUAGAGUGCCGCCUUCAGGAUCGUCAAGACCGCCACAGGGCGUUGCUUGCUCCCAGUGUGGGUCUCCGGCGCGGCCCCUGUCUCGGUCUCGCCACAACGUGGCAUCCCCGCCUCCGCACGACUUGCCGUUUGACGCAGGCGGUCGAUCGCCGUCUGUCUCUCCUCAGAACCUGCGGUUGGAGGCGCUCCAGCGAGAGACCUUUCCCGCCGCAGCCGAGCUGUACGCCUCUUCCCGGGACUCCAAGGCCGCUCUGUCUCCCCACGCUGCGCUCCUGCAGAAGAGCCCCUCGCAACGUGCGGCGUCCUCUCGCUCUCGCAACUCGCCUUCCCAGGCGAUUCCUUCCUACACCGUCUACCACUCUGGUGGCUUUCGGGCAGCCACAUCGACCGGUGCUGACGCUUCUCGUUUUGCGUCUUCUUUCGUUUCUCCGGAUUCCUUCGCUCCCUCGCUCCCUGCUUCCAGGCGAGGUCUCCUUGAAGUGCACUCUCCUGAACGCCAGCUCACGCCGGGGACAGGCUCCAGCGGGCGCGGGGCCUCGCCCCUUCCCUCCGUCGUGGGGUCUCCUCCCCAGUGGGGACUCCCGAGACACUCGCCGACGGCGAGGAACAGCCCGUCCGGAGCCGAAAUCGACCGCGCGCGGCGGGCGGGCCCCGAGACUCCUGGCUCACCCUGCUCAGACCUUCCCCUGUUUUUUAAGACGACACGGAAACCUGGAUGUCAGGCUCGGGUGGGGGCCGCGUCUUGCUCUCGCAAUAUUCUGCAGGAACAAGGAAGGCGAGUGGUUCAGUUUGGUGCGGCGUCGAAUCCCUCUCCGUUUCUCUCGAGUGGUGGGUCCGGGGGGAAAGGCCGGGAGAAGGCAGCUCCAGACGUGACUUGUCAGCCCUCUCUGUCUCCGAAUCUCGGCGCUUCUGGUCUCGCGUCCUCCACCGGUCGCCGCACGUCGGCUCCAAUGGACCGGACCGGUGGGCUGCGUGGACAAGCAGGGGCACUGGAGACAGCGAUGGAAGAGAGAGAGCGCGAGGCCUCCGUGUUCUCUUCCGAGGCAAAUGUCGGGAGGCCUGGAGUCGACUCAGAGUUCGACGAUCGCGAGAUAUCUCAGCAAGGUCUCAGUCCGGGCGAGACGUCGCCUGCAGCCACUCGCGUGGAGAAUGAAAGUGUCGUCGCUCAAGGCCUGCGAAAGGCCUCCCUCUUUGGGGCCCUCUCCCACAGAUCGUUCUACUACCAAUCCGUCAAACAACCUCGGCGGCCGUCCUCGUCCCCCUCGCGCCGUGUGACAGCUCCUGCUGGCCGAAAGGCAUCGCCGUUCAUCACUUCUUACCGUCCUACGAGAGACCGGGCCUUGUCUUCGGCAUCCUCUCGUUUUCCGCAUCCGACUCUCGCCUCGUCGGCUGCAAUCCUCGGCCACUCCGUGCGGCGACUGCCUCCGUUGACGGGAAGGAAAUAUUGGAAUGCGCCGUCGAUCCUCCCGCCGUGCACAUCGUCCCAGCUAGGCAGCCCCGGCGGCCGGCGCGUGCCUGCGUCCGUGGCGCCCUGUGGGGCACGACCGUGGCGAGGCGAGGCCGGCCCGAAGAGACAGGGAGGCCCCGCGAAACAAGAAGGCGGUGGGGGAUUGGGACUCGCAAAAAGCGGGAGGACUCUGAGUCCCCAGUCCCGGGGCCAGAGGGCGCCCGACAAGAUCGAGGUUCCGUCGUACCUGCCUACGCUGUGUUCCAUCUACUUGGAAGGGGCGCCUUCGGAGAGUGCACGGCGGUCGCGCUCCACUGUCUCCCCUAAGAAGGCUGCGCAACCGACGGGAGGAGACGGGCGUGGAGCGGCACCAGGGACGCGCGACUCGGGAGUUCACGAUCCCCCGGCCACGACCUCGACGGAUCUGUCGACUGGCGCCGCGUCGGUGGUGGCGGAGCAGUUGCUGCGGGCGGAAGGCGCGACUGCGGAGUGCCAGGCGCAGACAGGCGUAGGGCUGGGCGAGGAGGAGCUGAAGAACAUGGUCUCGGGCGAGGACGCGAUUGCGUUCUUCGCGCGGUACGGGGCCGCGACCAGCACAAAGUUUCUCUACUGCAACCGGAAGAAGAAGGGCGACGCGGACCAGUACAGCCUCGUGGUGGUCCCGGAGAAGGAGGCUGAGCCGGAACACUUUACGAUUUCUGCGACUGGAAUUGUGCACAUCUGUCCGGGCCGACCGUCGGAGUACAUGACCCUGUCGGACUUCUCGCACCAGGCGUUUGCGUUCUCCGUCCUGCGGUCGAUGCUCUUCUUCAAAACCUUCCUGCAGCGGAAACUCGUCGCUCUCUGGCGCGACAACGUCCGCCGGCUGAUCUACCGGCGGCAGCGGGCGCGGCUCGCCCGCCGGCUGUUUCUCGCGAAGCCGGUCUUUGCCGAUCACUUGAUGGAGAUUCUGGAGAUUCUCGCGGAGCUCCGCGGCGUGCCUCUCGUUCAAGUCCCCCUCCCCGGCGCGCUGUAUGACCUCGCGGCCUUCACGGCCAUGCAGACGGCCACGCGGUCGGACGUCAAGACCGGCGCGGCAAAGGCCAUCGAGGGCAAGCAGCAGCGCGUCCACCGCGCCCUGCAGCAGCUGAUGACGCGGCUCCACGAGGCGACGCUUCUGCCCGACGCCGACCCCCUCGAGACGGGCGCGCUAAGUCGGAGCAAAAGCAUGGUCCAGGCGAGCCAGGAGGCCCGCGAGCGCACGCGGCUCCUGCGCCUGGCCUUCGCGGACGAGGCGCAGUUCGGCGACUUUGUGCGGCUCGUCGACUCCAUCUUGGCGGUGCGCCUCGUCGACGCCGUCACGGCUGCGGCGCUGAAGCUUCGCGAGCGCUUGGGGGAGGAAAACGCAUGCAGCAAGUGGUUUCGCGUCCAGGUCCAGUUCGGCGAGGCGCGCGUCGAGUUCGUGCCGAGCCGCGACCAGUUCCAGGGGGCCUUGAGCGAGCUGUGGGACGGGACGGUGAGCGUGGUCAGCGGCGCGCCGUUCUUUGCGGCGAAUCGGCUCUACGAAGACUUUGUGAAGGUCCGCGACCGCCUCUCGGUCGAGCGCCUGCUGAUGAACUGCUCGGCUUUCCUCCAGACGAAGGAUGACAUCGAGCGACGCCUGACCCGCGACUUUGACCGCGCGCGCCGCUACGCCGACUCGUACUUUGCAGUCUACCGGCAGAUCUACGACUACGGCCAGGCAUGGGACGAGGCGGCAGUCUGUGCCUCGCUGCGGUCGCACGACGAGCUGAGCAACGAGCUGGAGGCGAUGCGGGACUUCCAGACUCGGCUCGAGAAGCUGAAUCCGACGCACGUCGUCGGGCUCUUCUCCAUCCAGGCCCACGACCUCAAGACCGCACUCAGCCCGAUCACGGAGGACGCGCUGGCGGCUCUCAAGCGGCUGCUGCUGCAGCGGACGCGCGAGCAUCUGCGGGCGACCGUGGCGCGGUACGAACAGACCAACGCGGCGCUCGACAGCCGGCCCACGAAGCUUCUCCCGUUCGCCGAGUUCGUGAAAACCUACAAGUUCACGCGGAGUCAGAUCGACGAGCUGGACCACGCGCAGGCGACUGCAGAAGACAUGUUUCAGCUGCUCAAGCAGUACGAGGUGCGCGUGGCGGUCGAAGACACGAUUCUCCUCGAGACGCUGAACAAGAACGCGGCGCUCUUCGAGAAGGAGAAGCUGCUGGGAGCCGCGGAGCACAUCCGCCGACACCUGGACGCGAUGCUCGCGGACGUGAAGCAGCAGAGCGCGCAGGUCGAGCAGGAGACGCAGGCGAUCUCGACAGCCUUGUCGGAGGAGCAGUUCCAGAACGUGAAGCUGAUGGAGGCUGCGCUCGCGGUCCUCGAGUCGCUACACUCGUACGACAGGCAAAUCGAGGACCUGGACGCGAAGGCAACCACGCUCCAGCAGACCCAGAAGCUCCUAAAUCCCGACGGUGCCUUCGUCUUCAAGCACACGGAGGCGGCGAAGAAACUCGUGAAGCCGAAGCUGAAGCUCUGGACCUGCGUGUACGAGUGGCAGGCGGCGACGACCCAGUGGAGCCAGGCGGACGUCUCCCAGUUGAACGGCGAAGAAGUGCAGACUCGCGUGAAGACGUUCCUAACCACCCUUCAGUUCCUCCACUGCGAGCUGCCGAACGACUCCGUCGUCGAGGCUCUGAAGCAGCAGGUCGAGCUCUGGCGUACGCGCCUGCCGACGCUUCUCGACUUGAACAACCCAGCGCUGCGGCCGCGCCACUGGGCCAAGAUCUUCCGUGCGCUUCACCUCGACAGGGAGGCGACGGGCCCCGUCCCGCUCGAGCUCCUGGAGGCCGCGGGGAUCUUUUCCCACGGGGAGUUGGUGGCGGAAGUCUCCUCGAGGGCCUCUGCGGAGCGUGCGCUGGAGGCGACGCUCGAGAGGCUCCGCGGAACCCUCGACCAGAUGGACUUUGCGACGAAACCCCUCGUGGACAACCCAGACUGCUUCCUCCUCGACGACGUCGGCGACUUGGUGACGCAGCUGGAGGAGAGCGCAGUCGCGCUCCAGUCCAUGCUCUUCUCGCCCUACGUCGCGGAGCUCCGCGCGCAAGUCGAGGCCUGGAAGGCGAAGCUCGACCUGACGGUUCAAGUGCUCAAGGAGAUGGUGGCCUUCCAGCGAGCCUGGGUGGCCUUCGAGGGCGUCUUCGCGAACGGCGACCUCGACCACUGGUUCGCCAGCGAAGCCGCAGCGUUUCGCCAAAUGAACGAGUUCUGGGCGGACACGAUGCGCCGCAUCCGCACCGAGACGGCGAAUGUGCUCGCAACCACCACAAGACCUGGGUUCUACGAGACGCUCCAGCAGUUCAACUUUGUCGUCGGCCGCGUCCAGAAGAGCAUCGCGGUCUACCUCGAGACCAAGCGCCAGGCGUUCCCGCGGUUCUACUUUUUGUCCGACGAAGAACUCCUGAAAAUCGUCGCAGCCGGGCACUCGCUCGACUUGCUCCAGAGCCUUCUGCCCAAGUGCUUUGACGGCGUGCAGAGGGUCGUGUUCACAACUUCGCCAUCGCCGCCCGCGCGGCCUUCGCGGUCGGUCUCGACGCUCCUCUCGCUUCCACGAACGUCGUCUGCGGCGCCCUCCCCACAGACGCAGCCAGGGGAGGCUGGCCCCUUUUUUCCCGCCCAGGCGCCGCCCGCGAGGCCCACGCAGGCGCCAGUUCCCUCCGAAGGCGCGAAGGCGGACGCGGAGACGGCCCCGGACGAGGCGAGGGACGGAGACGAGGGCCCACCGAUCGUCGCCAGUGGGAUGAUCUCCUCGGACGGCGAGUUCGUCCAGUUCUGCGACUUAGUCGUGCCCUCGGAGGUCCCCGAAACGUGCUUUCUGCAAAUGGAGCAAAGCAUGAAGUUCGCCCUCUACUCGCUCCUCCAGGAGGCCUGGCGAAACUACCCUGCGGCGCCUCUGGCCCGCUCCUCGUCGACGUCUUCCUUCUCCGCGGCCCUCGCGAAGCUGCAGGAGGAGAGGGAGACCGUCAGUGCCUUUGAGACAAAACGCGCGAGUGUGACGGGAAAUGCAAACUUGGGAAGAAACUAUUUGAACUGGCUACGACAGCAUCCCUCCCAGUGCCUCGCCCUCGCUGACGCGCUUGUCUUCACCGCCCUGGUGGAACGGGCUCUGGACAGAGAUCGGCGCGUCGAGGAGCGAGACGGGGAAAGAGACAGAGUGGAAGGCUUCGAGGGGACAGAAGAACGCCGCGAAAGACGAAUCAGCGAAGCGUCCAGCACAAGCGGCGGAACCGGAAGAAAACCCGAAACCCUCGCUGCGUGCAGAGCGACAGUCGAAGAGAACAUAACCAGACUGGUGGUGUUCCAGCGCCGGAAGGGUUUCCCGUUGAAGACGUCGCAUGCGGAGGCCUUGAUUACGCAGCUCGUGCACCGCAGAGACGUGGUUGCGAGCCUGGAAGAAGCAAAGUGUGCGUCGUCUUCCGAGUUCGAGUGGCAAAAACAUCUUCGGUACUACUGGAAUUCCGACGUCGACGACUGCUUUGUUCGCCAACAGGACAUGAGCUUCCAGUACGCGUACGAACUUUCAGAGUGCCCGCGUCGCCUGGUGAUCACGCCUCUGACAGAAAAAUGUUUCUUGACCCUCACUGGAGCUUUGCGGCUAUCGUAUGGAGGCGCGACAACAGGGCCUGCGGGCACAGGCAAAACCGAGACGAUUAAAGACCUCGCGAAGGCCGUCGGGGUUCCGUGCGUGGUGUUCAACUGCUCCGCCGAGCUCGACUGUCAAAUGACAUCGCGGCUAUUUAGCGGCUUGGCGCAGGCGGGCGCCUGGUCCUGCCUUGACGAAUUCAAUCGAAUUGACGUCGAAGUCUUGUCCGUCGUUGCCCAGCAAAUGCGAAGUGUACAGACAGCGGCACGAGCGAAUCUCGACGAGUUCGAGUUCGAAGGCAGAAACAUUCGGCUCAACAAACGGUACGGCGUCUUCGUCUCGAUGAAUCCAGGAUACGCGGGGCGCGCAGAACUCCCGGAAAAUCUGAAGUCUCUUUUCCGGCCCGUCGCAAUGGUCGCACCAGACCUCGUGCGAAUCGCAGAAGUUACGCUGUUUUCGAGCGGCUUCCGAACUGCCGAGACGCUGGCGAAGAAGCUCAUCACUGUCUUCGAGGCUGCGGCGAAGCAGCUGAGUGAUCAGCCUCACUACGACUUUGGCAUGCGAGCCGUGAAGUCUGUUCUCUCGCGCGCCGCCUCUCUGAAAGAAAAAACUUUGGCCACGACAGACGAAGAUUAUCUCCUCGUUACAGCCGUGACUGCGACGACCCUACCGAGGUUGCUGGAGGGAGACUGUCCCGUUUUCCUCGGUCUCGUUUCGGACACCUUCCCCGAGUGCGCUGUGGGUGCGCCGCAGUCUCUGCUGCUCAAGAAGGCCAUAGAGGCGGAGCUGAGAAGAAGAGACAUGCAAGUUUCGGACACGAUGGUGACGAAGGCGCUGCAGCUUCACGAGACACAAAGUGCGCGAGUCGGCGUCAUGGUGGUGGGAGCACCGGGGACCGGGAAAACUUCGUGCAUUUCAGUCUUGGCGGCGGCCAUGACCGAUCUCGCGCAAAGGUCCGUGGGCCAUGGCGAGGAGACGGAAGGCGAAAGCGAACAAGAGAGCGAAAGGCAGAACCUGUCAACUGACCAAGAUGCCGGAGGAGCGACUCGGAUCGUCAAAGUGAAUCCGAAGGCUCUCGAGCUCGCUUCCCUGUUUGGCGAAACCAACGAGGCUACAAAGGAAUGGACAGAUGGCAUUGUCGGCAUGGAAGUGCGGAAGGCCGCGCAGGAGGCAGGGCGCAAAUGGUUCGUGUUCGACGGCCCCUUGGACGCCUUGUGGGUCGAAAACCUGAACUCGGCGCUUGACGACAACAAGGUUUUGUGUCUAACCAGUGGGGAAAGGACGAAGUUGCCGCCGUCGUUGACGUUUGUGUUUGAAGUCGAUAGCUUGGCGAACGCCUCGCCUGCGACCGUCAGCCGUUGCGGCGUCGUCUACCUCGAGGACAGAGACCGCCGGGGAGUCGACGCCUUCAUCCAGUCUUGGGCGCAGCAGCUGGAGAAGGAGUUCCCCUCCUACGCCAGCAACUUGCGGAGAUGGACACUCGAAAUCUGCAUGGAUGCACUCCCUUUCAUAAAAAACGAGUGUACGGAGGCAGCCCCUUCGCUGGACAUGACGCGCGUCGCCACGCUUUGCCGGUUGACUUCCUCUUGGCUGUCCGACGAGGCCGUGUUUCCACGCGAAGACGAAGAGCGAGAGGCGUUGCUCUCGGCCAUGUACUGGACACUUGCCGUUGUCUGGGGCCUGGGCGGGAGUUUGUCGGAGGAAAGUCGCCCGAAACUCUCUCGCUUUCUCUUGCCUCGGCUGCGGGCCAAAUGCCCGGAAAUCGGCGAGCUCGGGGAGCACGUGGACCUCUUCGCGCUGUCGGUACACCCGGAGAGCCUCAGCUUCGUUUCCCUGCGCUCGCUCUUGGUGCCGCGCGGGCCGCCACCCCCGGCGCGGCUGAACUCAGGGAGGCUUGGACACAAAAACGAGUGUGGAGAAGACGCCGACACCAGGCUGACCGGCGAGGGCGGCGAGGCGGGGCGGCAAAGCGAGGGACGAGUGCCUGCUGAGAGACUCGAGUUGGAAGGCCAGGAAAGUCUCCACGAAAUCUUCAUUCCCACGGAACAAACUGUCGCCGAGAAGAUGCUCCUCGACCAACUUCUUGCGGGAGACAUGAGCUGCUUCCUCUGUGGCGAGACUGGGCAAGGCAAGACGGCGAGUGCGACUGCGUACAUGCGCGAGUUGCCGCAUGAGGUGGGAAGAGGUUCUCUGCGACUGACUGCGCGCACGGGCGCCCGAUCCCUGCAAGCACUGCUGGAGUGGAACCUCGUGCGAAGACGCCGCCUCGCGCUCGGCCCGCCAGCAGACCAGACGCGCGUUCUGCUCCACCUCGACGAUGUGAACAUGCCCACCCCGGAUGCCUCCGGCGCGCAGCAGCCCCUCGAGUUCCUCAGGCACCUUCUCGACAGCGGCGGCUUCUACGAUCCCCAAAACCUCCAGUUCAAGACCAUCCAAGAAACGCACUUCCUCUUGGUCGCUGCGCCGCCACACGGCGGCAGGCCCAAAAUCUGGAAUUUUGACUCCCUCGACCUCGUUUUUGGGCCGUUGCUUCGGGAGUGGAUGACGCGGAAUCUCCCGACCUUGGAGGAUCUGCGAGAGAAACUCGUGACGCUCACGCUCGACACGUAUCUGAAAGUUCCCCCGCUUCUUCUGCCGACGCCUUUCAAGCCGCACUACACUUCGGACCUUCGUGAUCUCGCACACGUCCUGCAAGGCAUCAUGCUCGGCGACCGGAAUGCCAUCACCGAUGACGCAACGCUAGUCAAACUGUGGUUCCACGAAACGUCCCGUCAAUUUGAAGACGGCCUCGUGUCUUCGUCGGACCGUCUUCUUCUUCACGAGUUUCUAACGCGGCAAGUCUCACGCCAUCUGGGUCUCGCCGCCUCCGCCGCUGUCGCUUCCUCCCCGUUCGUGUUCACCGCCUUGUCGCACUCCGGGAGAUUCACAGGGCCCUACAAGCUGAUGGACGGAGACGGGCGGGAACUCGAACAGGCCUGCUCGCGAGCUCUGGAAGAGUACCAACUCAACCCGCCUCCGUCGCCACAUGCGAGACCCCUGGUCAACUUUGUCUUCUUUGCGGACGCGCGCAAGCACCUUCUCAGGCUUUGUCGGAUUCUUGCGCUGCCUCGCGGAAACGCGCUGCUGCUUGGAGUCGAAGGCUGCGGGAGGCAGAGUUUGACGCACAUCGCCGCCCACGUGGUUGACGAGACGCUCUACACGAUUCACGCGAGCAGUCGCUACGGGGCUGCAGAUUUCAGGCAAGACUUGAAGCGCGUUCUCCAGAACCUCGCUUCCGACAAGAAGCCCGUCGUUUUCUUGCUAGCUGAUUCGCAAAUUCGCCACGAGCAGUUUCUCGAAGACCUCGUCAGUCUGAUGGUCGCAGGGGAGAUUCCCGACUUGUUCGAUCGAGAGGAAAGAGAACACCUGCUGCUUGCCGGUCGCCGAAGCGGGCCCGAACCGCCCGCUUCUUCCUGGGUAACAGAAGAGACGCUCGGAGGGAGCUCGCCUACCUUCGAGGCUCCUUCACUGGGCUUCAGACAUCCAGGGGUCGGAUUCCCGGCCUUUUCCGAUGCGGAGUGGUUGGGCUUCACUCAAGCCGUGCGGAAGCGCCUGCACGUCGUCCUGGCCAUUUCCCCUGUCGGGCAGUCGCUAAGGUCUCGGUGCCGACAGUUUCCGGGACUGCGAAGCUGCACGACUGUCGACUAUUUCGAUUCGUGGCCGAAGGAAGCUUUGGUCUGCGUCGCGAAUCAUCUGUACACACAGCAGCCGAACCUGAUUCCACCCCAAGACGUCGCCGCUCUUAGCGCAGUCUCCUCCGAAAUCCACGCCAGCGCGGUCGCUGCGCAGGAGGCUUUCUGCCGGGAACCUGGCCACCGGGCGUACGCGACAGGGAGCAGUUUCGUCCAGUUUCUGCAGACGCAUCUUCAUCUGCGAGAAACCGAGACAGCCGUCAUUCAGGAGAAGACGCAGCGCUACCGCCGAGGCAUUUCCCGUUUAGAAGACACAACCAAACUGGUUGAGCAACUCAAGCACGACCUUCUCAAGACUCAGCCGGUCCUCGAGGCAUCGAAGCGAGAUACGCAGCAGCUGAUGGCUGCACUGGAACGCGAUCGCCAGCGAGCGGACGAGGUGGAAGGCGCCUGCGACGCAGAACGCCGCGCCGCCGACGCCGCGAGGGCCGAGGCUCAGAGCAUCAAGGACGACUGCGAAGGCGACAUCAACCGCGUGCUGCCAGAGCUGCUGGCGGCGCUCAAGGCGCUGGACGCCCUCGACAAAAAGGACAUCCAGGAGCUGAAGUCCUUCCUGAAUCCGCCCGCACUGGUUGAAACCGUCCUGCAGGCUGUCUGCCUGCUCGUGGGGCGGAAGCAAACUUGGGAGGAGGCGAAAAAGCUGCUGAACGAGACGAGCCUGCUGCAGCAACUCCGCGACUUUGACCGCGACCACGUGCCGAGUCGCCUCCUCGCCCAAGUGCAAAAGUUCACAGCCUCGGAAAACUUCACGCCCGAGAAAGUCAACCAGGUGUCCAAAGCAGCCACGUCGCUGUGCAUGUGGGUGCGCGCUGUCGAGCGAUACGCCGUGGUCACACGCGAGAUGGAGCCGAAGAAAGAGCGUCUCGCGAUCGCCGAGGCGGCUCUGGCGGCCGCCGAAGAGACGCUCGCCGAGAAGCACUCUGUCUUGAGGAAGGUGCACGCUGGCAUUCGCCUGCUCGAGAAUCGGAUCCAAGCCUCGCGGGAGCGUGCCGAGGAUCUCCAGGCGCAGAUCGCCGACGCGCAGGUCAGACUCGCGAGGGCCGAGAAGCUCCUGCGCGGAGUCGCGACUGAGGCCGCGCGCUGGUCGGAAGAAGCUCGCCAGCUGGACGAAAAAGCUGAAACGCUCUCUGCAGACAUGCUCCUCUCUGCAGGCAUGCUCUCGUACGGGGGGCCGUUUACGGCCGCCUAUCGCAAGUCGUUAACAGAUCAGUGGCUAGCCAAAUGUGGCGGCGAGACGCUGCGCGCGUCUGCUUCUUUCUCUCUCCUCCGCGUUCUCUCGAGCCCAGAAGAGGAAAGAGAGCUAAAUUUGCAAGGCCUGCCUGGAGAUCGCCUGAGCCUCGAGAACGCCGUCAUCGCGACGCACGCCGUCCGACGCAACCGAUGGCCUCUCCUGUUGGACCCCCAGGGACAAGCGAGAAAGUGGUUGCGCAGAGCACACACGCUCUGGUCUUCUUUCUCUUCCUCUUCUCACGCUUCUCACUCUUCUUCUUCUUUCUCUGCUUCUCACUCCUCUUCUUUCUCUGCUUCUCACUCCUCUUCUUCCUCUGCUUCUCACUCCUCUUCUUCUUCCUCUUCUUCCUCUGCGGUUUUCUGUUCUGAGGGGUCUGCUGGAGCGAGCGAUGCGACGAAGAGUCUCUUGGGCUCGAGCGGAGAGAGCGGGGAAAAAGAGAGGCCAGAUGGAAGAACGCAGGAGGGCGCAGGUCGCGCUCGAGAGACAGAGAGAGAUCAAGGAGUCCCGAGUUUCUCUGGAUGCCCAAGGACGAAUCAGCCUCCGAACGAAGGCGCACCCGCGUCUUUUCCGGACGGAGAGAGUAACGAAAUCACUUCGGGGCCAGCGUCAGCGAGAGAGCGGCGGGGACACUCGAGCCCAGACGCGAACGUGGCAAGAGAAGCACAAGAGGAUUCCGAAGAAGAGAAGGGGAACAGCCAGGAAUUCCAGGUCAAACUUAAUUCACGCUCUCCCACCUUUCUCGAUCAACUGGCAAACGCCGUCAGCAUAGGCGCCCACAUUCUCGUCGAGCUCGCAGAAGACUUUCUGGACCCAGUUAUUGAUCAGUUUCUCGAGAAGCCCACCUCUCCUCUCGUGCAUGCGGGAGGGCCUGUCUCGUGGAACCCCGACUUCCGCCUCGUGUUCGUCACCUCGCAUGCCAAUCCUUCGUUCGGGCCAGGCGUCUUCAGUCGUGUCACGGUCAUCAAUUUCGCCGUCACUGCCGCCGGGCUAGAAGAGCAGUUGCUGAUCGAAGUUGUGAAGCACGAACGGCCCGAGCUCGAGGAACAGAGAGACGCGCUUGUCGUGGCGAUCGCCGAGGACACGCGACGAAAGCAGCUGAUAGAAGAAGACAUCCUUUCGCUCCUCGCUGGAGCUACGGGGGACAUUCUGUCGAACGACACGCUUGUCGAUAUGUUGGCGGCGUCGCGGAGCACGGCGGAAGGCAUUCAACAAAGAAUGCGGGUGGCCGAGGAAACAGCCAAGACCCUCGACCGGGCACGGGAUCUCUACCGAGGCGUUUCGGCGCGCGGCGCGCUCCUGUUCUUUGUAGUCGCGGCCUUGAGUCGGCUCGACGCGAUGUAUCGACAGUCGCUCCAUUCGUUUCUCAGGAUUUUCCGACAGGUGCUGGAGCAAACGGAUCGAGAGCAGAGCGAUGUCGCACAACGCGUCGCUCUGCUUCAGCGGGAACUGAAUCUUCAGGUGUACCGCAAGACCUGUCACGGUCUCUUCGAAAGACAUAAAUUUUGCUUCGCCUUUCUCAUCGCGCUCGCCAUCGACAAAGCGCGAGGCGUACCGUUGAAGGAAGAAUAUGAUUUUCUCACCAGAGGCUGUCCCGCAAGCGGCGAGCUGCAUGCGCGCGUGAAGGACGUUGCUCGUGAUCGCCGCGUCGCUUGGCUAGCUGAGAAGAACUUGCAGCAGGUGAUUUACCUCGACAGCCUGGGGGGCAACUUCGCAGGGGUCGUGCAUGCGGUGCUCGCCAAUCCUGAAGCCUGGCAGCGUUUUGUGGCUUCAGAUUUCGACUUUUCCUCUUCGCUUCCCGACGGGUUCGAAGAGAAACUGAGCCCCUUCCAAGCCUUGCUGCUCACCAAAGCUCUCAGGCCGGAGGAUCUGGUGCAUGCAGCGCGGAAAUAUGUCCUGCAGCGGCUGGGCGUGGAAUUCGUGGAGCCGCCGCCGAGGUCGCUCAGCGACGCUUUCCGCGGCACGAGCGCCCGCACGCCCAUGCUGUUUCUUCUCUCGUCUGGAGUCGAUCCGAGCGAGGAAAUCCGACGCCUGGCUGAGGAAGUUGGAGCAGACCGCGGAAACCUGCACACUGUUUCCCUCGGCCAGGGCCAAGCUGCAAGAGCCGCCGCGCUAGUCGCGAAAGCGAGAGAAACGGGAGGAUGGGUCUGCCUGCAAAAUUGCCAUCUUGCCCACUCCUUCAUGCCGACGCUUCAGAGCCUCCAUGAAGAACGGUGGACGGUUCCUCUACAUCGGAAUUUCCGACUUUUCCUCACGUCUAUGCCAUGCCCGUCGUUCCCGACCUCGCUUCUCGAAUCCUCCAUCAAAAUCACCAGCGAACCUCCCGCCGGUCUCAAAGCCCACUUGCUGCGAACGUACACCGAGCGCGAAGAAACGCGCGACGCUGUCAUGAGGGCAGUCGAGGAAAGAAGAGAUUUCCAGAGACUCUUUUUCGGCCUCGCGUUCUUCCACGCCGCGGCUCUGGAGAGGCGGAAAUUCGGCGCGAUCGGUUGGAACAAUUUCUACGACUGGACGCCCUGGGACUGCUUGGUCUCCCAGCGCCUGCUGACAGGGUACAUCGCCGCAACGGCCAGCAGCGGGGCAGCCUUUCCCUUCGACGCGUUGACCUUCUCCACGGCCCAACUGAACUACGGCGGCCGCGUGACCGAUGCCAGGGACUUGAGGGCUCUCGACGCGCUCUUGAGGAGCUUUGUGUCGGAAAAAACACUCGCUCCAGAGUUUGCGCCGCCUCAGUCGCCUCUCUAUCGCUUUCCAGAUGUCACGACCUUCGACGGGUGCCGCCAGUACAUCGAACGGUUGCCUCUGCAAGACCCGCCGGAAGUCUUUGGGCUUCCGCGCAACGCAAGUCUGAUGCUCAAAGAACGCGAGGCCCACGAGUUCCUCUCCUCGAUAGCGGCGACUCAUCGCCCGCGGUCUUCAGAGUCGGCGAAGACGCGACACUUCUCCGACUUGUCCGUGGCGAAACUCGUCAACGAGCUGCUGAAUCGGCUUCCGCCGCUGCUAGAUCGACAUCAGGCGCAUGCCUCGGCCUUCGAAGCAAAGAGAAACAGUGCCACGAAGAUGCUCGAGCUCGACCCCUUGGCUGCUUUUCUCUCUCACGAAGUCCUCAAAUUCAAUGCGCUGCUCCAAGUUGUUCGGGCCUCGUUGCGCGAGCUGCAGCAGGCCAUGAGUGGCAACGCGCUGAUGUCGGCUACGGUGGAAGAAACGUACCAAGCGCUAGUUGAUCAACGCGUGCCUCCUGCGUGGGCUCGAGUUUCCUACGCUUCAAUGAAGCCGCUGGCCGCCUGGUUCACUGACAUGGGUCAGAGAGUCGAGCACAUCAGAGAGUGGAUGACCCGUGGGCAACCGAAGUCUUUUUGGCUGCCUGCAUACUUCAGCCCGGACGCUCUACUAGCAGCUGCUAUUCAAGCACACGCGAGGCAGUACAAGGUGCCGGUAGACUGCCUCACUCUGAAGGCCACCGUGGUGAAGGCGAGGGCGUCUUACCAGCUGGCGGCUUUUCCUCCACGAGGCAUCUACGUCCACGGGCUCUUUCUGCAGGGGGCCGGAUGGAACGCCUCGGAACAGAGGUUGUGCGAAUCAGAAUUAGGUGUCUUGUUCGAGCCGAUGCCCGUCAUUCUGCUUGAACCCGGUGCACCUGUGGAAGAGAGACGCACCAAGGAAGAGCCCCGCUUUUACUCGUGUCCUCUGUACAAAACACCCGAGCGAAAGGGAGUGGGCAAUUAUAUCCACUCUCUCGACUUGCCUACAGAUCAUCCGCCGGUGCACUGGAUUCUCCGAGGAGUUGCGCUCCUAUGCCAAGACCCCACUUGUUGA